GUUCUCAUCAUCGUCCUUUUCUGCACGUGGGUUAGCAAGGCACACUCCUCCACCGUUGGAUUUCGAAAUUUGCACAAUUUCGUGCUCCUUUCAAUUUUCGAACACUUGAUCGCUGAAUAGUAUACUUCAGAAUGUAUCGUCUAUCAAGUGCGAUCCGUCCAGCCAGACAGUUGUUUACUCCAAAAAUACUGGCCCCUCGGCUUGCUGUCGGGUUCAGCACCUCACAGCAACAACAAGCUGCCAAGGAGCUCAAGUUUGGAGCUGAUGCCAGAUCCAAUAUGCUCAAAGGAGUUGACACCUUGGCCGAUGCUGUUGCAGUGACCUUGGGACCUAAGGGUAAAAAUGUUAUAAUUGAACAAAGCUUUGGAGGCCCAAAGAUCACCAAGGAUGGUGUUACAGUUGCCAAAGCCAUUGAACUGAAAGACAGGUAUCAGAACAUUGGUGCUCGUCUUGUGCAAGAUGUCGCCAAUAACACUAAUGAGGAGGCGGGAGAUGGUACCACAACUGCAACUGUCUUGGCCAGGUCCAUUGCCAAAGAAGGCUUUGAGAUUGUGUCCAAGGGAUCAAAUCCCCAGGAAGUUAGGAAAGGUGUUAUGCUGUCCGUUGAAGCUAUUGUUGAAAACCUGAAAACGAUGUCCAAGCCAGUGACUACUCCUGAAGAAAUUGCUCAAGUUGCAACAAUUUCUGCUAAUGGUGACAAAGGCAUUGGAGAACUGAUCUCUUCAGCCAUGAAAAAAGUUGGCAAGAAUGGAGUAAUCACUGUUAAGGAUGGCAAGACCCUGUAUGAUGAGUUGGAAUUAAUUGAAGGAAUGAAGUUUGACCGUGGAUUCAUUUCACCUUACUUUAUCAACACUACUAAAGGACAAAAGGUUGAAUUCCAGGAUUGUUUGGUUCUCCUGUGCCAGAAGAAGAUUUCUUCAAUUCAGCAGAUUGUUCCUGCUCUUGAGCUGGCUAAUGCCCACAGAAAACCUCUUGUUAUUGUUGCCGAAGAUGUUGAUGGUGAAGCUCUGACUACACUUGUCCUCAACAGGCUCAAAGUUGGUCUCCAAGUAGCUGCAGUGAAGGCACCAGGUUUUGGCGACAAUCGCAAGAACACCCUGCAAGAUAUGGCCACUGCCAUGGGUGGUAUGGUAUUUGGAGAUGAUGCUCUGGAAACAAAAAUUGAAGAUAUCCAAAUUCAAGAUCUUGGUGAGGUUGGGGAAGUGUCAAUCACUAAGGAUGACACUUUGUUCUUGAAAGGAAAGGGUAGCACUGAAGAAAUCGAGAAGAGGUGCGCCCAACUCAGAGAGGAGCUUGAAAAUACUACCUCAGAAUAUGAGAAAGAGAAAAUAAACGAACGUCUGGCCAAGCUCUCUGAUGGUGUUGCUAUCUUAAAGAUUGGUGGCUCCAGUGAAGUAGAAGUGAAUGAGAAGAAGGACCGGGUAACAGAUGCUUUGAAUGCCACGCGAGCAGCUGUGGAAGAAGGUCUUGUACCUGGGGGUGGUGUUGCCUUGUUGAGAUGUAUCCCAAGCCUUGACGAUGUCAAGACAGAGAGUGAAGACCAGGGCAAGGGAGUAGACCUUGUCAGACGGGCUCUGCGCAAGCCAUGUCAGACUAUUGCAGAGAAUGCAGGUGUAGAGGCAGCACUUGUGGUGGAAAAGGUGGCCUCUAUGGAAGGUAACCAAGGUUAUGAUGCCUUGAACAACACCUAUGUAGACAUGAUCCAAGCAGGAAUCAUCGACCCCACAAAAGUUGUCAGAACAGCUGUGACAGACGCCGCAGGUGUUGCAUCCCUAUUGACCACAGCGGAAACAGUCAUUGUCGAUCAGCCAAAGGAUGAUAAGGCAGAUAUGGCUGGCAUGGGUGGAAUGGGUGGAAUGGGUGGAAUGGGAGGAAUGGGCGGUAUGGGAGGAAUGGGUGGAUUUUAAAUGAAUGGAUGGGAAAUUAUUUGCUGAGCUUUGGUUCACUUAUUGUGCAACUUGUCUAUCAGGAAACAUUUAUGUUAAGCAAUAGUUCAUAAUGCUCUGGAUGUACAUGACUGUUUGAUCUCUGAACUGUAGUCUCUGUGUACUGUUAUGGAUCAAAUGCAUUUUCUGGCAAAUCAGAGCGAAUGCUGGCUUGCAAAGGCAGCUGAUUUGAUGAUUAUAGUUAAACACCAGCUUAAACAGCC
Molecule: messenger RNA, 2149 nt
Organism: Stylophora pistillata
Lineage: Eukaryota; Metazoa; Cnidaria; Anthozoa; Scleractinia; Pocilloporidae
Product: 60 kDa heat shock protein, mitochondrial
Biological process (GO): protein refolding
Molecular function (GO): ATP binding; ATP-dependent protein folding chaperone
Source: RefSeq, a predicted model, not a curated record